Molecule: messenger RNA, 1965 nt
Organism: Penicillium salamii
Lineage: Eukaryota; Fungi; Ascomycota; Eurotiomycetes; Eurotiales; Aspergillaceae
Source: the annotation of a GenBank genome assembly
AUGUCAUCCCCGCAUUCACCAAUUAAGCGGCUGCUGGUCGCGAACAGAGGAGAAAUCGCUGUUCGAAUCCUCCAAUCUGCCAGAGAAUUGCCUAACCCAGUCGAGCUGUUCGCUCUCUACACAUCAGACGAUAGAUCGCACUGCGAUCUAGGCCGACCACAACAUGCAAUUGAGAUACCCUCUGCAUCAACAUAUCUGGACAUAUCUUACCUAAUAGAUCUGGUGAAGAAAUACUCCAUUGACGCCAUACAUCCAGGGUACGGGUUCCUAAGCGAGAGCGCCGAAUUCGCGCAUCGGAUGUGGCACGAGGCCGGGUCGAUUGUGAUCGGGCCUGGGUGGGAGAAUCUAGCUCGAACAGGUGACAAAUUGCAAGCAAAGCAGUUGGCGAGAGAAUGCGGGGUUCCAACAUUGGAUUUUGUGGAAGAUGCUGAUGUGGAUGGGGCGCGUGCUUUCGCUAACAGGAUUGGAUUCCCUGUUAUGGUUAAGGCUGUUGAUGGUGGGGGUGGGAGGGGUAUUCGUCUUGUCAGACAAGUGUCUGAGCUGGAGAAUAGUAUACAGCGGGCUAUUGGGGAGUCGCCGUCUAGAUCUGUUUUUGUGGAGAAGGCUGCUGUGGAUGGGUUUCAUCAUGUUGAAGUGCAGGUUAUUGGUGAUCGGACGGGCCAGGUGCGACAUCUCUGGGAGAGAGAUUGCAGUGCUCAACGGAGGUUUCAGAAGGUUGUUGAAUGUGCACCUGCACUGAUGGAUAGGACUUUGAUUGGGAAGGUCAUUGGGGCUGCGCUCCGAAUGGCUAAAAAAGUUGGCUACCAGUCCCUUGGAACUUUUGAGUUCUUGGUCAGUGAGGAACGACAGGAAUUCUACUUCCUGGAGGUAAAUGCUCGUCUCCAGGUUGAGCAUACUAUCACCGAAGCUAUCAGUGGGGUAGAUCUGGUUCAGACACAACUGCUUUUGGCCCAGGGAUGGACAUUGAAUGAGUUGGGGAUUAGUGCCCAGGUUGAUCCAAACCAACCACCUCCAAGUGCGUUUUCGAUCCAACUCAGACUAUGUUCCGAGGAUCCAGACAAUGGAUUCGCUUUGAGCAUUGGCAAAGUGACUGGCUUCAACGUCCCAAGUGGCCACGGCAUUCGGGUAGACACCAAUGUGGAUGUCUCUGGGGGCACUCCGCUGGUCGUUGGAUCCAAUUUCGACAAUCUGCUGGCUAAGAUCAUCGUUACAGCAUCAAGCUGGGAAGCAACCGUCCGCAAAGCUCAACGAGUCUUGGCAGACUCGAGAAUCGAGGGUGUAACCACAAACAUCAAUCUGUUAAGAGCAAUUGUGGCCCAUCCCGAUUUCAUGUCCGGUCAAGUCGACACACAGUGGCUCGGACUGCACCUUGACACAAUCCUUGAGCAAGGCAAGCAUAUCACGAACAAUAUCCCUGUCCUCAAUGGAUCCCUUAGCGCCUCCCAUACAGUACAGGCCACCCUCCCAGUAUCCAAUCUAUUAUUCCGCAAAGGAGAUGCUUGGUCAAUUACGCUGGAACCACUGUCAAAAGAAAGUAAACAGCCUGAAAAGUCCACCCACCAUCUCAGCCUCUCCCGGGUUCUCCGAAAUGAAUUCCCCAAUUCAUUGACCGCCGAAAUCGAAUAUACAACCCCGUCUCAAACCGUGCCAUAUCGAAUGCAACUGGAAACAACCACAACUGCAGCCUCAGCGUUAGUCUCCUCUCAUCGACGAGGCGACCCCAGAAACCCGCACCACAUCGUUCUUCCUCUCUCUGGCAAAUUGAUUGAGAUCUUGGUUUCUGAAGGGGACGAUGUAGCCAAAGAUCAAGUCCUGGCUUUUGUCAAGCAGAUGAAAAUGGAGCUUGAGGUGCGCAGCCCUCGCAGUGGCAAAGUUAAGUGGGUUUAUGAGAUGGAGGAAGAGGAAGAUGUUGCUGAGGGGAUAUUGUUGGUGGAACUGGAAGGAGAUCUUCGGGGGAAGCUCUGA